Molecule: messenger RNA, 1735 nt
Organism: Condylura cristata (star-nosed mole)
Lineage: Eukaryota; Metazoa; Chordata; Mammalia; Eulipotyphla; Talpidae
Gene: AAAS
Product: achalasia, adrenocortical insufficiency, alacrimia
Exons: 16
Coding region: 76-1710 (544 amino acids)
Biological process (GO): nucleocytoplasmic transport
Cellular component (GO): nuclear pore
Molecular function (GO): protein binding
Source: RefSeq, a predicted model, not a curated record
AUGUUGCCCGGGAACUAGGAGCCGGAGGAGCCCGCUCCGCGACUGCCGAUUCCAGACGAGCCCUGGGCCGGCGAGAUGUGCACCCUGGGGCUGUUCCCUCCGCCGCAGCCCAGGGGGCUAGUCACCCUGUACGAGCACAAUAACGAAUUGGUGACAGGCAGCAGCUACGAGAGUCCGCCUCCUGACUUCCGGGGCCAGUGGAUCAAUCUUCCAGUCCUGAACCUGACGAAGGAUCCUCUGAAGACCCCUGGGAGGCUGGACCAUGGCACGAGAACUGCCUUCAUCCAUCACCGGGAGCAAGUGUGGAAGAGAUGCAUCAACGUUUGGCGGGAUUUGGGCCUUUUUGGGGUGCUGAAUGAAAUUGCCAGCUCAGAGGAGGAGGUGUUCGAGUGGGUGAAGACGGCCUCCAGCUGGGCCCUGGCCCUCUGCCGGUGGGCCUCCUCCCUCCAUGGGUCGCUGUUCCCCCACCUGUCUCUCAGGAGUGAAGAUCUGAUUGCUGAAUUUGCCCAGGUCACAAAUUGGUCCAGCUGCUGCCUGCGGGUCUUCGCGUGGCACCCCCACACCAACAAGUUCGCGGUGGCCCUGUUGGAUGACUCGAUCCGCGUGUAUAACGCUAACAGCACUAUAGUCCCCUCCCUGAAGCACCGCCUGCAGCGGAAUGUGGCUGCUCUCGCCUGGAAGCCCCUCAGCGCCUCUGUCUUGGCUGUGGCCUGUCAGAGCUGCAUCCUCAUCUGGACGCUGGACCCCACCUCCCUGUCCACCCGGCCCUCUUCCGGCUGUGCCCAAGUGCUCUCACACCCCGGGCAUGCGCCUGUCACCAGCUUGGCCUGGGCGCCCAGUGGGGGGCGGCUGCUCUCAGCAUCACCCGUGGAUGCCGCUAUCCUGGUGUGGGAUGUCUCAACAGAGACCUGUGUGCCCCUUCCCUGGUUUCGGGGAGGUGGGGUCACCAACCUGCUCUGGUCCCCAGAUGGCAGCAAAGUCCUGGCUACCACACCCUCAGCUGUCUUCCGAGUCUGGGAGGCCCAGAUGUGGACAUGUGAGCGGUGGCCUACUCUGUCAGGGCGCUGCCAGACCGGCUGCUGGAGCCCAGAUGGAAACCGAUUACUCUUCACCGUGCUGGGGGAGCCGCUGGUUUACUCUGUGUCAUUCCCAGAACGCUGUGGUGAGGGACAGGGGCGCGUCGGAGGUGCCAAGUCUGCAACCAUAGUCGCCGAUCUAUCCGAGACAACAAUACAGACCCCAGACGGAGAGGAGAGGCUUGGGGGAGAAGCGCACUCCAUGGUCUGGGACCCCAGCGGGGAGCGCCUGGCUGUGCUCAUGAAAGGAAACCCACGGGUCCAGGACGGCAACCCAGUCAUCCUGCUCUUUCGCACUCGCAACAGCCCAGUAUUUGAGUUGCUGCCUUGUGGCAUCAUCCAGGGAGAGCCGGGAGCCCAGGCCCAGCUCAUCACUUUCCACCCUUCCUUCAGCAAAGGGGCUCUGCUCAGUGUGUGCUGGUCCACAGGCCGGAUCGCCCACAUUCCUCUCUACUUUGUCAACGCCCAAUUUCCACGUUUUAGUCCAGUGCUGGGCAGAACCCAGGAGCCCCCGGCGGGGGGCGGAGGUUCCACCCAUGACCUGCCCCUCUUUACGGAGACGUCACCCACCUCCGCCCCUUGGGACCCUCUGCCGGCGCCUGCUCUGUGCCACUCCCCCCGCCCCCACUUCUAAUAAUAGUAAAUUCUGUGUGUGUUCC